AUGGACGAUGAUGAUGAUGUAGGAUCGCAGAUGGCCAUCCAAGAUAGACAGUCUGAGCUGCGCAUCCCUUCUGAGCAUGACAGACCUCUCAUCACAACCGCUUCAGUCUCAUCUCCCCUUCCCCAAGCCGCCGCCCCCCCCGAGUGGGCCAGCGGAGCAGAGCCCAUUAAGGAAAUGAGACUAGCAGACUGGACGAACGCCCUAGGCGAGAGUGAAAGUUCUGUAAAGCGAGGCGACGAUGAUUCCCCGGAUCUCGAGCCCCAUGGUGGCCCAUCUCGGACCCUUCUUCUGGGUCGAGCCGGGUUGUCUGUUCCCACCCAACCCCAGGUUCCUCUCUUCUCGGCGAGCGAGCCGCUCGGCAGCUAUGAGGCAUAUUUCAUGCAUCCGCUCCUCCUCCUCCUCCUCCUUCUCGUGCAGCCCCGCGUCGACGCUGGAUUCGAUCGCCCCCCGUGGCCAAGACUGAACUUGGUGUGGAAUGGGUUGAGACCUUGA
Molecule: messenger RNA, 492 nt
Organism: Colletotrichum higginsianum IMI 349063
Lineage: Eukaryota; Fungi; Ascomycota; Sordariomycetes; Glomerellales; Glomerellaceae
Exons: 2
Coding region: 1-492 (163 amino acids)
Source: RefSeq, a predicted model, not a curated record